UGCAUGCAUCACAAGAGGUGUAGUAAAAGGCAGAUGCUUUCUUUGCUUUAUAAAUAUGCUUUAAGAAGUAGAACCCAAAGAGUAUGAGAAUUGAUGCUUCCAAUGCUGCUGUUCAGCUCAGCCUUCCUUCCAGUUCUCAUGGAAUUUUGACAUUGAAUACAAUCUCUUCAAAGCAGUGAUGCCAUUUAUUUACAGUGUGCUGCUUGUGUUCAUGGCUGCAUCCCUCAGACCUGUUCCAGUAUGCUGGUUUCUAUCCUUUUAAAACCAGACCUACACAGAAUCAUUUAAAAAACGAUUGUGAAGGUUUGUUUGUAGGUCAUACAGCAUUUAAAAGUUGUAUUCAUGGUUUGGGAGGGAUGUGUAAAUACAGUUGGGGGCUUAGUGCUGAGUGCAGUCUGACAGCUUAAUUAAAAGAGAGGAGGUGGCAAAGUUCCUUGAACGGAGCCUUUGUAGAUCCUUUUGUUGAGAGAAAAUGAAGUUUCUUGUUAACUCAGUCUGUUUAGUUCUGAGAAGUUAUAAAUAACCUGUUCUGUGUAACUGGGUUAACUUGUGAAUACCUGCAUGGAAAGAUGGGGGGACAGAAGGAAAACGUUCACGUGUGCGGUAGUUGUACUUCAUUUUCCAACAACUCACAUUGUUAAUUUACUGCCAGAUUAUAAUCAGUUUUUCAAUUUAGGGGUACAGAAGUUGGUCAUUUGUGUAAAUGGAAAUUUAUUGAACUUGGCUCUUAAAUUCAGCUUUACCAACACAUACCUAAAAGUGGUAGUGCAGCAGCCAUGCACUCUGCAGAUGAUGGCCUUAGGACUGACAGGUGUUGGAUUCAAUAUGUGUACGAAGAGAAAACGGAGCAGUCUUUUAGCUGGAGCAGUCCAUGAAGCUGAUUAAGGCUCAGAUUUGCCUAUCUUUAUGCUCCUGCUGUACUUUCAGGUUUCCCAGCACAAACAUAAAGAUAACAUUCACUGCUCUGUCCAAUGAGAAGAGAGAAAAACAGGAGGCCCCGGAGUCCCCAGUGAAGCCUGUGCAACCCCAGAUCUCUCCCUUAACGAUAAACAUUCCAGACAACAUGGCUCACCUGAUCAGCCCUCUCCCUUCUCCCACAGGAACUAUCAGUGCUGCAAAUUCCUGCCCAUCUAGCCCCCGUGGUGCAGGCUCUUCAGGGUACAAAAUGAGUCGUGUGAUACCAUCUGACCUACAUUUAAUGGCUGACAAUUCUCAGUCAGAAAAUGACAAGGAGGCAUCGGGUGGAGACAGCCCAAAGGACGACUCCAAGCCACCUUACUCCUAUGCACAGUUAAUAGUACAAGCAAUUACAAUGGCACCUGAUAAGCAGCUUACACUAAAUGGAAUCUAUACGCACAUAACUAAAAAUUAUCCAUACUACAGGACAGCAGACAAGGGCUGGCAGAAUUCAAUACGUCACAAUCUCUCUCUGAAUCGUUAUUUCAUCAAAGUACCACGUUCCCAGGAAGAACCAGGCAAAGGCUCAUUCUGGAGGAUAGACCCUGCCUCUGAAAGCAAAUUAAUAGAGCAGGCUUUUAGGAAAAGGCGGCCUAGGGGAGUACCUUGCUUUAGAACCCCUCUGGGACCACUCUCUUCUAGAAGUGCCCCAGCCUCUCCUAAUCACUCUGGAGUGCUGUCUGCACACUCCAGUGGAGUCCAGACCCCCGAGAGUCUGUCCAGGGAAGGAUCUCCAGUCCCAAUGGAACCUGAGCCUAGUGCUAUCCAGCCAAAACUAGCGGUAAUACAAGAAGCACGAUUUGCACAGAGUGCCCCAGGAUCACCUCUAUCUAGCCAACCAGUUUUAAUUACUGUACAACGGCAGCUACCACAAACUAUUAAACCCGUCACCUACACUGUUGCAACUCCUGUGACAACAUCAACAUCCCAGCAGCCUGUAGUUCAGACAGUUCAUGUUGUUCACCAGAUACCAGCUGUGUCUGUCACAAAUGUGACUGGAUUAGCACCAGCAAACACUUACACUGUAGCUGGACAGGCAGUAGUCACGCAAGCUGCAAUGGUAACCCAGCCCAAGGUAGAACCUCAAGAGAAUGGAGACCACAAGGAAGUAAAAGUGAAAGUGGAGCCUAUACCUGCUAUUAGCCAUGCUACAAUCGGAGCUGCUAGUCGUAUCAUUCAGACAUCUCAGACUACACCUUUACAGACAGUCACUAUAGUGCAACAGGCACCUCUAGGUCAACACCAGCUACCAAUAAAAACUGUAACGCAAAACGGAACGCACAUAGUACCCAUCACCACUGCAAUACAAGGGCAGGGCAAUGCUGCUGCUGCAAGUCCUUUGCAUAUGUUGGCAACCCACGCGUCCGCCUCAGCAUCGCUUCCAACAAAGCGCCAGAACGGAGACCAGUCGGAACAGCAGGAACUGAAACGUAUCAAAACAGAGGAUGGGGAGAGCAUAGUGAUAGCUGUUAACGUGGACACCCCGCCUGUGGCAGUGAGCGAUAAAGGCAGCCAGAACUAGAAACUUAGAGUUUGCUUUCUUUCUUUCUUUCUUUUUUUUUUUUUUUUUUUUAAACAAACAAAAACAAAAAAAAACACACAAAAAAAAACCAACCAACAACAAACUCCGUGGUGCCAAAAGGAGACACUUAAAUAUAACACCUAAAAUCUUGGAACAUGUUCUCACGCAGUGGGGAAAGGGGCCCUGUGAUCAGACUUCAACGUUCAGCACUGAAAAAUAAACCAACACAGGUGGCCUUAAAACUUGGUAACUUAAAGUCAAACUGCAAAACAUGUUGUUCCAGAGGCUGUGACCCCGCUCCUCCCUGCCCCUAUGAACUGUGUGCGCUGAGAAGUACAGUGCUGGGGAGGGCUGCAGCUUUAAAAAAGUCUUUAUCAGAUGAUUUUAAGGACUGAGCAUCUCAGUGUAACGGCAGCAUGAUAAGCGCUUAGUGUGAACUGGUUUCAAACGAUUGUAUAUUCCUCAAAGGGAACAGAGGCAAGGAGCCAUUUCCUACAUCUUGGCAGCUAGCCUUUCAUAAUGACCUACCCAAUGCAGUUGUUGGUAGAUAUGCAGUAUUUUGUUGUUCACAUGUGGAAUUAGAAAUUUUUGAGGUGUAUUUUCAUUUCUUUGCAAAACGAUGGGGUCUUUGACAUUUCAAAUCACUCCAUUUCUACUCCGGAAACUUUGGAAUCACACAAUACUUUUCAUGUGAAAUUUUGUUUGGUAAAAAACUGAAUGUAGGGUUUUUUUAACCGACGGAAUGAUUUACUUUUGUCUGUCCUCUUAAAGUUCAGAUAAAGCUACUUUAUUACAUCUGCAAAUUUUCAUAUUUUAGCAGUUGCCUGAUAAAUUUAAUCAAAUUUUAUUACCAUGUGUAGUGAUCAAAUGCUUCUUUGGGCUUGCAUGUAACUGAUUAGAAAUUACGAUGUAAAUGAGCCGUUAACUGACGUAAAGAACUGCUAUGAAUUUGACCAGAGCUGCACUUAUCUGUUUCUCUCUCUGCUACCUUUUGCUGUUUGUUACUUUGUGUUGACUUUGACUGUCCCUGGCAUAUUUUUCCAGUCUAAAGUAAAACGAGAGUCUCGCUUAAUAUUGUGUAUGUUUAAGAUAACAGACUGUUCUUCAUUUAGAAAAGAUGAAGUUCUUUAUCACGAGUCCUUUUAAAAAGAGAGUUAAAAUUAUCUUGUCAGAGGUAUAUUCGAUAUUUUUAAGCUUAAGCACCCAUCUGUAGGAAUUAAUCUGACCAGUUUUCUCCGUAACACUUCUGAUGUCAAACACUGACCCGGGUCUCCAUCCACAGUAGCUGUUGUGGUUUUCUAACAGUGGCUACCGAAUGAUUACAAUAAAGAAGACUUAAGUGUGUGUUCUGCAGUUGAACAUUUUAAAAUGUAGUGGCAAUUUCUCACUUUAAUUGUGGUAAUAGAUUCCACUUUACAGUAAAAAACGCGAGCUGAGCGCGAGGCUGCUGUUCAGUCUUCAGUUCACAUCAUGUCUUAUUUCUUCACGCAGCACAGUGAGUGAGCGCUGCACAGCUGGCUUGAUUUGAACCUGAUUUUUGUCACUUUCUGUAAUAAUGAUGCAUUAUUUAUAUUUCCUUUUCCGCUACGAAAGGAAAAGAACUGUGUUUUCUCGACGGACUGAACAGUUUGGAGUGGUUUAUUGAGGCAGCUUUUGGAACUAUUUACCUAAAGACCAAAUACGAGAAAUCUGUACAAGUUUUGUGUUCAUCCACAAAAUGGAACUGUUACAAUGAUGUCUCUGCAGAUAAUACAUAUUAAAAAUCUAUUUAAAAAAACCAACAACAGAACUCUACACAAGCUGAAUUUAUAACAGGCAUUUAAAACAAAGAGCAUAACCUGAAAAAAAACCAUUUCUGUAAAACUGCAAGAUUUUCUUUAGAGGUUUUAAAAAUAAAAAAGUAAAGUUUUAACAUACUUUUUUUAAGAAAACAAAAUCCAGUACUAGUAAUUUAAUUUGGUGUUGAAUGAAUCGAUUAGAAUGUGGUUUAUUUUCAGAAGUGAGAAUCUGUUCACAACUAGGGCUAGGUGAAUAAUAGUGUAUAAGAUUUUUUUAAAUAAAAUUAAAUUUUAUUCAGCAAA
Lagopus leucura (white-tailed ptarmigan) is the source of this 4560-nucleotide messenger RNA. It is a transcript of the gene FOXK2, whose product is annotated as forkhead box K2. Bases 872 to 2479 code for a protein of 535 amino acids. The transcript is spliced from 9 exons. NCBI's taxonomy places the organism in Eukaryota, Metazoa, Chordata, Aves, Galliformes, Phasianidae. Gene Ontology annotation, biological process: regulation of transcription by RNA polymerase II. The record is from RefSeq and is a predicted model, not a curated record. Gene Ontology annotation, molecular function: RNA polymerase II cis-regulatory region sequence-specific DNA binding; DNA-binding transcription factor activity, RNA polymerase II-specific; protein binding.